AUGGCGUUGGAAAUCACAUUUAUGAUUUUAAUUCUUAUAUCAGUCAGUGCCGCUUGGGAUUAUUGUAACUAUAAUUACUACAGUUACGUGUACCGUAAACGUGAGACUGGACAUAACUAUUGCGACACUGCAUGUUGUGGUUAUUCUCACAACAGAUACUGCUGUUCCUAUGAUGGAGCGAAGGCGGGAGCCAUUGUUGGUGGGAUUUUAUGUAUUGUAGUGAUAAUAGGAACUAUUUCAUGUUGUAUAAAAUCACGUUACUUCCGGUCUCGGAGAGUAGUAAGACCCCAUCAACCUGAACCUCAAGUUACGUCUGGAAAUAUCACAAUCAUACAAACCCCCGGGAUGAUGACAACGCCUCCUCCUUACUCCAGUUACCAGACAAUACCAAACGGAGCUCCUUCCGCGCCAGCCCCUCCCUAUCAACCUCCGGCAACAGCCCCUCCCGGCUACGUACCUCACAUCGGUGACAGGGGACCACUUCUCCCUCCGCCUUACACAGGACCACCACCCAAAUACUGA
Molecule: messenger RNA, 522 nt
Organism: Ylistrum balloti
Lineage: Eukaryota; Metazoa; Mollusca; Bivalvia; Pectinida; Pectinidae
Exons: 4
Coding region: 1-522 (173 amino acids)
Source: RefSeq, a predicted model, not a curated record